Sorex fumeus (smoky shrew) is the source of this 1586-nucleotide messenger RNA. It is a transcript of the gene SLC2A3, whose product is annotated as solute carrier family 2 member 3. Gene Ontology annotation, cellular component: membrane. Lineage: Eukaryota; Metazoa; Chordata; Mammalia; Eulipotyphla; Soricidae. The coding region runs from base 18 to 1586 and encodes 522 amino acids. Gene Ontology annotation, biological process: D-glucose transmembrane transport. The record is from RefSeq and is a predicted model, not a curated record. The transcript is spliced from 10 exons.
AGAGACCGGACUCCACAAUGAGUGAAACAAUGAAACCCCAGCAACAUGUGACUUCCGAGCUGAUCUUUGCCAUCUCGGUGGCCACCAUCGGCUCCUUCCAGUUUGGCUACAACACGGGCGUCAUCAAUGCUCCCGAGAUGAUCAUCAAGAUGUUUCUGAAUGAGACUCUGACAGAUAAGCAGGGCACGCCGCCCAGCGAGGUGCUGAUCACCAGCCUCUGGUCGGUGUCUGUGGCCAUCUUCUCCAUCGGCGGCAUGAUCGGCUCCUUCUCCGUCGGACUCUUUGUCAACCGCUUUGGCAGGCGCAAUUCGAUGCUCAUUGUCAACAUUUUUGCUGUCGUUGGCGGCUGCCUCAUGGGGUUCUGCAAACUGGGAAAGUCGGUCGAAAUGCUGAUCAUAGGUCGCCUGGUCAUCGGCUUCUUCUGUGGGCUCUGCACGGGUUUCGUCCCCAUGUACAUUGGGGAGGUCUCCCCGACUGCCCAGCGGGGGGCCUUCGGCACCCUCAACCAGCUGGGUAUUGUCGUGGGCAUCCUGGUGGCCCAGAUCUUUGGUCUGAAGUACAUCAUGGGGAGCGAGAAGUUAUGGCCCAUGCUGCUGGCCUUCACCAUCAUUCCCGCGGUCAUCCAAGGCAUCGCCCUUCCGUUUUGCCCCGAAAGUCCAAGGUUCUUGCUCAUUAACAAAAAGGAAGAGGAUCAGGCGACCAAGAUCCUCCAGCGCCUGUGGGGCACCGACGACGUGAGCCAGGACAUCCAGGAGAUGAAGGAAGAGAGUGUCCGGAUGUCGCAGGAGAAGCGUCCCACCGUGCUGGAGCUGUUCCGGUCCCCCAGCUACCGGCAGCCCAUCCUGAUCGCCAUCAUGCUGCAGCUCUCCCAGCAGCUCUCGGGCAUCAACGCUGUAUUCUAUUACUCAACAGGAAUCUUCAAGGAUGCCGGAGUGCAGGAGCCCAUCUACGCCACCAUUGGUGCCGGUGUGGUCAACACUAUCUUCACCGUCGUUUCACUAUUUCUGGUGGAACGCAUGGGGCGCCGGACACUGCAUCUCUUGGGCCUGGCGGGGAUGGCCGGCUGCUCCAUCCUCAUGACGGUUUCCUUGUUGAUGAAGGCCGAUCAUCACUGGAUGAGCAUCGUCUGCAUUGUGGCUAUCUUGGUCUUCGUGGCCUUCUUUGAAAUUGGCCCGGGGCCCAUCCCCUGGUUCAUCGUGGCCGAGCUCUUCAGCCAGGGCCCCCGGCCGGCGGCCAUGGCCGUGGCUGGCUGCUCCAACUGGACCUCCAACUUCCUGGUGGGCCUGCUCUUCCCUUCGGCCGCAUUCUACUUAGGAGCCUACGUGUUCAUCGUCUUCACCGUGUUCCUCCUGAUCUUCUUCGUCUUCACCUUCUUCAAAGUCCCCGAGACCCGGGGCAGGACUUUCGAGGAGAUCACCCGGGCCUUCGAGAACGGGGGGGCCCUACGUGAGAAGAGCUCCUCUGUGCCCAUGAACAGCCUUGCCCAGAUCAACACGCCCAGCAACACAGCCACCGUGGGAGGCGUUGAAGGGGAAGGCGCAGGCGAAGGGGAAGGGGAAGGGGAAGGGGAAGGGGAAGCGGUCUAA